AACACGUAUGCGGUUGCUGCUGCUGAGAAGAACCUGGCUGUAUGUUACACGUGUGAGAUGACGGUCGUGAAUGCAUCGACUGAUUGUAUCGUGAGAAACGUUUUAGUGUCGGUUGAUCGGAUACUGAUUCGUCCAUCAAGCUCGCUAUCUGGAAUGAUCUGUACUUCAACACGACUAAGACCAUUACUUCAAUUUCACGUUUAUUUAAAAAACAAAAACUACGAAAAUUGUUUGUAA
Messenger RNA from Brugia malayi, 237 nucleotides. RefSeq lists its product as uncharacterized. The record is from RefSeq and is a predicted model, not a curated record. The annotation marks the transcript as partial. Lineage: Eukaryota; Metazoa; Nematoda; Chromadorea; Rhabditida; Onchocercidae. The transcript is spliced from 2 exons.